AUGAGCUGCACGCAAGCCCCUCCCCUACCAACCGAUUUAGAUGCCCCGCCAACCUUCCAGGGAUGGUACACCUUCGACUCAUCAUCGGAUUACUGCAAGCCAGUACAACCAUCCUCCACCUCAACGCCCCGCGAUGGGCGCACAACGCAGAGCUCCACCGACACCAAGUCUGAGCCCCAUGCACUCACUCUUGUAACAUGGAACGUAGAUGCCUUCUCCAAGUUUCCCGACGACCGUAUGGCUGGCAUCAUCUCCACCAUACGCAAUCAGACCCCCCCGCCUAACAUACUUUUCUUUCAAGAAGUAUCCCGGGCAGCCUUAGGAUACCUGUUUGACAAUGCCUGGAUCCGCGAGAACUGGUACCUCAGUGAGGGAGACUUCAAGAACUGGGGCGGUUAUGCAUUUGCAACGGUGAUGCUCUUAUCCAAAGCCGACUUCAGCACGGAAGAGCAGGAUACAGAUAAGAUAUGCAUUGGACCAGUCUGGCGAGUCAACUACCCAAGUAGGUUUGACCGGGAUGCUCUCUGCUGUGAUGUCUUCCUGCCACCGUCCGCUACGCGUGUUCGGUUGAUCAAUGUGCACCUGGACUCCCUCGCUCUCCAGCCUAGUCAUCGUCCGCGGCAGCUCGCUAUCGUUGCAGAGAGCCUCCACUUGGCUGGACAUGGCUUUGUUGCCGGUGACUUUAACCCUAUCCUCCCGGAGGAUGACGGUCUGGUUGCAGCUAACAAUCUGGUGGAUAUCUGGAAUGAGACACACCCAGAUGAGCCGGGCUUCACUUGGGGAAUUGAUGGUCGGGAACCGUUUCCCCCAGGCCGCUUAGACAAAGUUGCCGUUCAUGGACUCAAGGGAGACCAAAUCGAGAUCCUACACCCUGGCGCGCUUGAGAGCGCCGGGCAUGGACUGCUCCUACGCAAACUGGACACGCCAUUGCCAUGGAGUGACCACUCCGGCCUCAAGUGUCGUUUACAUCUUGCUGAAGCACCCGUAUGA
Molecule: messenger RNA, 990 nt
Organism: Aspergillus ibericus CBS 121593
Lineage: Eukaryota; Fungi; Ascomycota; Eurotiomycetes; Eurotiales; Aspergillaceae
Product: endonuclease/exonuclease/phosphatase family protein
Exons: 1
Coding region: 1-990 (329 amino acids)
Biological process (GO): double-strand break repair
Cellular component (GO): cytoplasm; PML body
Molecular function (GO): 5'-tyrosyl-DNA phosphodiesterase activity; single-stranded DNA binding
Source: RefSeq, a predicted model, not a curated record